UCACAUGUUGGCUUUGUUUACAGGUGCAGGCCGGCUCUCCUAAAUUAUUUUGCGGCCUCUUCUCCAAAGCUGCAACUGAAUCUAUUUAAUCAAAAUAUUUAAAAUGAAUAGCUUAAGAAAUAUUGUGCAACUUCGGAAGCUUUCAAACCUGCCUGGCGCCUCUUUAGCCUCAAGGAUAACGCGAGUUGAAGAAGAACCGAAGCCCCUUACUGAAAAGCAGAUAUUGGAGAGAAAACGGAAUGGAAUUUUCACUGCUGAGCAAAAACGGCAAAGAGAGGCUGUGGGUCGUAUCGAGAAAAUUGAAGUUCAGUAUCGAGGUGUCCCUGAAGAAGUCACCUUGUUGAUGAACAAAAAUAUUUCCACGCCUUAUGAGUGUGCAAGACAUAUGUCUGAAACCCUUGCUGGAACAUCUGCUUUGGCCCGGGUAAACGGCAAAUUGUGGGACAUGCAUCGGCCUCUUGAUGCAGACUGUGAACUCAACUUGCUUACCAUGAAAGAUUCAGACCCCUUUCACGCGAAUAAAGCCUUCUGGAGAAGUUGUUCCAUGAUGCUUGGAGCAGUUGUCCAGAUUGCAUUUAAGGAUAAAGUCAGGGUGGAUUUGCACAGUUUUCCAUCUCCCAAUGUUAAAUCAGGCAGUUUCGUCUAUGAUGUGCAACUGGACCUGGAUGAGUGGAAUCCUACGCCAGAUGAGCUAAAGGUGCUUUCUGCCCAAUUUGUAAAUCUAGCUAGGGAAGAAUUUAAGUUUGAGAGACUUGCCGUGGACGCUGAAGUUGCUGAGGAUGUAUUAUUUCAAAACCCCCACAAGUUGGAGCAAAUUCCUCAGAUUGCAACCCAGCUGGCUGAUGACAACAAAAUUACUUUGUAUCGGAUCGGCUCCCACAUUGAUAUCAGCAGAGGACCUAUGUUAGGUGACACUGGCUUCAUUGGAAGAGCUACAGUCGCGUCUGUACACAAGUUGGAUUCGGAUAUAAAAAAUCUUUACAGAUUCCAGGGUGUUGCUCUACCAAAGGGAUUUAUUCUGAACCACUUUGCAUACAGCAUACUGGAAAGCAGGGCUGCUAAACUGAACAAAGCGUGGAUUCCUGGCAAGCAGUCGUUGUAGGCUGACAAGAUGUUGAUGUCGUAGAAAUUUAAUAAAACAAAGGAAUUAAGAAUCGAGAACAAGGUCCUCGUUUAAUUUUUUAUUAACUUGUUACUUUCGUACCUUACGAGGAACUGAAUCCUCAAGAUAGGCACUCGAAACAAAUAAAUCAUCUGUUAAAUAUUUACAAUAAAUUCAUCCGUUGCGCGGAAUAGAUAGAAA
Molecule: messenger RNA, 1303 nt
Organism: Cloeon dipterum
Lineage: Eukaryota; Metazoa; Arthropoda; Insecta; Ephemeroptera; Baetidae
Gene: mRpL39
Product: mitochondrial ribosomal protein L39
Exons: 8
Coding region: 104-1102 (332 amino acids)
Cellular component (GO): mitochondrion
Molecular function (GO): nucleotide binding; RNA binding
Source: RefSeq, a predicted model, not a curated record